AUGAUUGAAUGCAAGAACAUAUUAGCAUUGUGCGAUCACAAGGAAUCAUUCUCACCUGAAUUAGAUUACUUGAGAAACGAAUUUGGUGAUGAUGAUAAAGAAAAUCAUGAACCAAAGUCAGAGUUCGUCUCAUCAAAGCAAAUUAGAAAACUGGAGGAUAUUUUGGAUCAGUUUUGUUUAUCAGCAUUAAAAGAUGAAAAUGAUUCAAUCCAGUCAGUAAAUAACAUAUUGGAUUUGUAUAAACUUGAAGAGUGGAGUUCUAAAUUAAGAAGAAGUGAUCAGAGAUUAAGAAACAUUUCUACAAAACCUCAACAUGAUACAUCGUGUAAUCGAAUUCUUUUAAUUACUGGUCAUCCUGGUGUAGGUAAAACACGAUUUUUAAAUAAUUGGUUAAAUAAGAAGAAAUCGAAUGGUUUUACUUUUAUAAAUCAUGAUGUUAAUACCAAGGAACUGAUUACAAUCACAACUGUAGACAAAACUAAAAGUAACACGUUAAGCACUAAAUCAAAUAUUAUUUUUAUUGAAAAAUUUAUUGAACCAGGCAAAAGCAAUUCAGAUAUAUGGCAGUUGUUAGAUGAUUUAAAUCGUAAAGCUAGAAAAGCACGACGUAAAGGUAGUGAACUGAAUUCAUCUCUAGCCACUGUGUUGUCAUGCUUAACUAGUGAACAAGAAGAUUUUGAGAGAGCUCGCCAACUUCGCCAGCUUGGAUCUCGACUGUUCACUUCACUAAGUCCAACUAACUCAAUUGAUGAACGGUCACGUUCACCAGUGAUUUUAAUUAUAGAUGGCAUGGAAUACCUUGAAGAUCCUUUAGCAAAAACAGCUGAGACAGUUAAAUGCAUUGAUUGGUUAUUCAGUUGUCAUAAACGUACAAAAGAAACCGAUAUGAAUGAAUAUAUGGGAAUCAAUAGCGGUGGUCUACCUAUAGUUCCCAAUCGAACUCGAUUUAUUUUAACUUGUUCUUCAUCUCAUUCUAUCACUCAGCAAUUAGCUAAAUGUCCGCUAAUCACUACUAUUGAAUAUUCAAAUGUAUUAGGUCUUAAAGAAAAUAUGUUUUCAGAAAUUUUUCAAAAGUCUGUUGGAAGUUUAGAAGAAACUAAUGAGAGUUUAAAAGAAAAUAAUCCAGUGAUUAAUCCGUUGUAUAAUUUAAUUUCACUAUUUUCUCCUUUAUUAAACAAUGACACAUUAACUCAUAAUAAUGCAUUAAAAAUGAACCAACCAUCUAAUUUACAUACAUUACUUAAAUAUCGUGUACAAAUUGUAAAAGAUCGUUUACAAAAUCCUGUCAUCAAUAAAUCAUAUAAAUAUUGGUGUUUAAAAGAAAAUGCUCUAGCUCAGAAAAUAUUUAUUCACGAACUGUACAUCACUUCAUUUGGCUUUGAUUCGAUCAAUAAUCGUAAGGAUAUUUUCAACUGGAAUGAUUACAUCGAACGUUUAUUGGCCACGCAAUCAAUAAGACAGUUAUUAUUAUGUUUGUUAAAACGAUGGGCACUUGAGUUUGAAUUUAAUAUCAUAACUACAGAAGAAAAAAUGUCAUUGAAAAAUUCAAAGGAAAACAGUGAAAAAUCUCCUAGAUUGUCUCCUUACAGUGAUGAUAAGCAGGUGGCAAAGCAUAAAACUGAUUUCAAGGCUUUGCUACAAAAAUCUAUGACACAGCUUUGCAAAGAUUGGACUGUAGGGUUGGUUGGAUUAGUUUUCCACACAUUAGUAACUGCUUCUCGAUUUACUUGGCUGAAAGAAGAUAUACAUCCGGCAGAAGAUGAAAGUAGUGGUUUGAAGCUUCAAGAUGUUCUACAUAUUCUUAAGAAUAUGAAACUACCGAAACAUUAUGUCAUGCAGUCAUUAUUGCCAUCUACCUUAAUGGCUUUACAUUCACCGUUAUUAGGUUAUUAUUGUUUACGUAUUUUACAUCGUGCUGGUGCAUUUUCUCAAACAACCGAAGGUGGAAUUUUACGUCAAACCAAUCUUGAUGGUUAUUUAAAAUUUAAUCAUGAAAUUAUAUAUUCAAUAAUGAGACAAAUACUUGCACGUGAUAAUGGUGCUACUGGGAUUAGUCUUCCUUUAAUUACUACAGCUCUUAAUUGGUCCAAAGGAGGUGAACAAGGCAAUACAUUGUUAAACAUCUUAUUACAUGGUCAUAUUCAAACUAUUUCGAAAACAUCCAAUCAAGCAUUAUCAAAUUACUCUUUAUCACUAAUUGAAAGUAAUAUUUACAAAUCAAAACCAAAAAUUACAUUUAAAAAGGUUGGUCGUACAAUUAGUGCAGCUCUUUCGUUGACAGAAUCUGGGAAUAUUCUCUAUACAACUAAUCAAUCUGGAGAUGAAGCGAAAAGUUUAAAUCCAGUACACGAUUAUGAUACUUUACUAAUUCCAAACAAACUGAAACGUUCAUCAUCAUUAAGAGCAUCAUUUCAACUAAUGCCUGAUAUUUAUCGAAUUACUUUAAAAUUCACUAAUCUUUUAACAAUCAGCCAUAAUAUUGAUUCAACUCGUCAAUUUUCAUCGGAUGAUUGGGCUUAUACACGUCAUAUUUUACUUCUUACUGAAAUUAUGAAUUAUUUAGUAACAAAACCAAAUUACCCAAUAGCAUAUGGUUUUCUAUCAUGUUUAGUGAUUACACAAAUUGAAAUGAUUUGCAUUGUCAAUAAUCUUAAUGAUAUUAAAAUAAUUCUUAAUAAUUUGGAAUACAUUUUACUUCAUCCAUGCUUUCUUCUAUGUUUAGCAUUUCCAACAUAUUCUACUAAAAUAUUUACUGGUUCAAUAAGAAAUUCACAUUUAUUAAUUGCAUUAUGGCAAAUUAUUCAAAAUUCAUUUACACUAAUUGAUGACUAUGAUAAACAUGAAGAGAUAAAUAAUAAUAAUAAUAAUAAUGAUAAAGAUAAUGAUAGCAGUUCAUCAUCUGAAAAUGAUUUCAGAUCAAUAACACCAAAAUUGGAUCAUUCACAUGAAAGUAGAACUAAUGCAACGAACACAAAUAAUAAUAAUUUUAAUAUUAAUAAUACAAUGGUGAAGAGAAGCAUAAGAAAACUGAAUGAACUUGCUGAAAGCGCUUUAGAUUAUUUACAGUUUAUAAAGUAUUCGACAGAAAAUAUUAAUGAUUCACCACAUGUAUCCAGCAAUUUUAGUCAACUUUUUGAUUUAUCAGGUGAAAAUAAAUUAGAAUCACUUAUAUGGAUUAUUGGUGAAUUAAUUUAUUAUUUAGGUAAUGAAUUUAUAUCUGUUCAAAUUUUAUCAAAAUUAGCUAAAAUUUUUAUAAAUAGUACAACUUUCAGUAGUGCAGAUAGUUUACAAUUGAGUCAUUUGGGAUUCAGUAUUGUAAAUAAACUUCGUUAUUUAAGAAAUGAAAUGAAUGAGUCGAUUGAUAAUCAGUUAUUAUUAUAUCAAUCUAUUGUUUAUGAAAUUGAAUUGAAGAUAAUAGAAAGGCUGGAAGAAUCAUUGAUGCAAACGACGACAUAUGAUACAGAGGAAUCUAUGUUGAUAGAACAAAGAAUUUUUACAGCUUUGGCUUAUAUAAAAAUGUAUCGACUAGAAUCUGUUAUUGGAUUAACAGAAAGUGGUAAUGAACAGUUAAAUUUAUUUGAAUAUGAAAUUUGUCAAGCAAUUGAAGAUGUGAAACAGUUCAACGCUCAAUCAAUCGACAAAACUUUAUUAGCUAUUAGUAUGUAUCUUUUAUCUAAAAUAAGACUGUUACAAAUGAAUACAACUGAACAUGAAUCUCUCAUAUUCCAGGCUAUAAAUGAAUGUAUGACAGAUCAAGGUGAAUAUCAUCCUUUAUUAGCUGAAUGGCUAAUCAUUUUAGCAUUAUCUUUACAAAAGCCAAUUAAUCAUGAUAAUAAUAAUAAUAAUAAUGAAUUCAAUGAAAUAAAUUUUCUCCGAAAGACUUUUGGAAGAACACGUGCACAAGAAUGUCUCCGAUGGAGUUUAGAUAUAAUGACGUAUAACCAAGAAAUUUUAGUAAGACAAGUUAUUCCUCCGCCAACAUCUGUACUUUCAUCUUUCAAAGAACGUAUUUAUACAAGAUUACAUAGAAGUAUUCUGUUACGUGCACCUAGAUAUUUGAUAAUACCACAUACUCAGCCUUCAUUAUCAUCUCAACUUGUAUCCAAAACCUCUAGAAGCACAAGCUAUAAUCUGAGUAGUUUUAGUUCUAGAAAACAAUCAAAUCUAUCAAGUAAUCGCACAGAUAUCACAUUGUAUUCAAAUCAUCAACAUUUAUUUAGUAAUCCAGAUGUAUACCAAACACUUCCAACAGAAAUAUGUUUACAAUUAGUUUUCUGUUUAUUAAAAGAUGAACGUCAAAUAAGUUUACAAGAAGCUUCUACACUUGCUGCAUUUGUUUUACAUGAAAGGAUUUUAUUUUUAGGUGUUGAUCAUCCAGCUACUAUUCAAAUAUCUAAAAUUUUGGAUCACAUAGAACAUUAUCUUAUUCAUGGUCAGACAUCCAAAGAAACACUUGGUAAUGAAGUGAAACAUCCACUGACUAAAUCAAAUGAUCACAAGUCAAGCUACGUGUUUUCGACAAAUCGAUCACAUGAUAAAUUCUCUGGACAAAGUCAGUCGACACAACAUUAUGACAAAUGCACUAGACUGUCAUCACGAAAUUCGUUAUUCGAUGAACAGCUGUUGAAAGAUAAUUUAUCAACAAGAAUUACUAGUAGAACUGAAUCUUCUUCUACACGAUUAGAUCGUCGACAAUUGAAAAUAAAUACUGCAACAGUCAAAUCUACAGGAUAUGAGUCUAAUUUAAAAGAUUUAGGUAAAAUUCAUUAUUUUCUAUCGAAGAAAAUCAACCGAAUAAGUAAUACACAAAAGUAUACUGAUUUAAGUAUACAUUUUAGACGAUUUGAAAAAUCUUUAGCUAUUCAAAGUAACCGAAUAUAG
Molecule: messenger RNA, 4881 nt
Organism: Schistosoma turkestanicum
Lineage: Eukaryota; Metazoa; Platyhelminthes; Trematoda; Strigeidida; Schistosomatidae
Source: the annotation of a GenBank genome assembly